Molecule: messenger RNA, 2268 nt
Organism: Mya arenaria
Lineage: Eukaryota; Metazoa; Mollusca; Bivalvia; Myida; Myidae
Product: T-complex protein 11-like protein 1
Exons: 10
Coding region: 167-1705 (512 amino acids)
Biological process (GO): signal transduction
Source: RefSeq, a predicted model, not a curated record
GGUAAAAUGAUGUAAACAACCCCAACAGAUUGAUUAGCCAUUUUAAUAAUUUAUUCCGGAACCUUCUGAAUUUAAAAGAAUUCUAGUAAAUAACUUAUUUAAUAUACUGUAUUAGCGAAAGACAAUUUGAGCAAUAUUUUGUACUUCUGUACAAUUUGGAUUCAAAAUGGCAGAAGGUGGAGAAAAUCCAGACAAAAUUGAAGACAGCCUCUCCGCAGGAAAUGAAGAGGUUGAUACCAAUGACAAACCAAUAGAUUUAUCCAGCAGCGCAGGGCAGAAGCGGCUGCGACUGCAGCAGAGCCCCACUUCCAAUCAGACACCGUUUAUGGUUCCACCGUCUCCUCCAAGGUUUGUUUCCCUCGAUGAGCUGAUGGAAGCCGCCAGUGGUGUGAAGAACAUGAGUUUGUGCCACGAGAUUGCCGUUGAUGCUAACUUUGAAAUAAAGAAAGUUGAGCCACCCAAGAACAGCCUGGAAGGACAGGUUAAGGAGAUAAUUCAUAAAGCUUUCUGGGACGCUUUUGAAGCGAAAAUCUCUGAGGACCCUCCAGACUUCAGUCAUACAGUUGUGCUGAUCAAGGAAGUGAAGGAGAUGUUGAUGUCCCUGCUGCUCCCCCAGCACAAUCGCAUCAAGGCCCAGGUCGAAGAGGUGCUUGACACCGAUCUUAUUCAGCAGAAGCUUGACAAUGAUGCGUUUGACAUAUACUACUACGCAGACUACGUGAUCAACCUCAUGGCUAAGUUGUGCGCUCCUGCUCGUGAUGACAGAAUAGCCAAGAUUAAGGAGAUGAAGAAUGUGGUGCCAUUAUUCAAGGAGAUAUUAGAGGUGUUGGACGUUAUGAAGAUGGACCUGGCCAACUUCACCAUACAGCAGAUGAGGCCGUAUAUCCAGCAACAGUCCGUGGACUACGAGAGGAUAAAGUUUGAGGAGUUUUGUGAAAAACAGAGAGCUUCAGGUAUUGACAGUCUGGAGUUGACUCGCCAGUGGCUUGGGCGGACUUUUGAGCGUCUAAAGGAGGCAGAGACUGCAUUGCCGGGAGGGGAAAACCAGGCCUCCCUGGCAACCCCGGCGGCCAUCUUGAAUGGUGCUUACAUGGAGGUGCUGGAAUGGGACCUUAACAGGCUCUUCCCAGAGACCCUAGUUCUUGACCAAGGACGUCUAAUGUCAAUGCGGGACCAGACACAGCGUAUUACCAUGGUAACGUCAGUGCUGCUAGUCACCUACAACACUGUUGGCCAAUCAAUACAGGGGGUCAACGAUCUCAAGGUCAAACUGAAGGAUGAGAUCCGUACCCUGUUGGAUGCAGAUGAAGGACAAGAUCGAUCUUCUUGUUUGGCUGGUAUUGCUGAGCAGGUGACAAAGAACGUUCUAGAGUUCCACUUGGCCCACAGUUUCCCCACCAUGGCUGACACUCAACAGAGAACUCUCAAAGGGCAGAUAACUGGCCUUGCGGACAAUGAAAAUCCAGUCAUCAAUCUAAUGGGAAAGCGGAUCUUGAGCUUUAUCCAAUCAGCCCUGUUUUCCCGCCAUGCCGAGCCUCUGAAAUUGCCCGUGGGAAUGUCUGUCAUGGAGCAGGAACUCUCCCAGCUGUGCGGGCAAUUUCUCCGCAUCAUCUCCCACAACCGGGCAGUGUUCUCACAAUAUUACACGGACAUCAUUAAUGAUCUGUUAGAAAGGCACAAAGACUUGAGUCCUGUUUCUUCAUAGAGAAGGAUUGGCACAUUUCCUUAUCUGUGCAGGCGCCUUGCAGCUGGCCAGCAUUGGGGUGGCGGUCAUACUAUUACCCACUGUAAUUUGAAUUUGAAACUCGCUACACACAUUUGACACUGCCAUUAAGCGAGGGUAUCAAAAGCUCAUGGCAAAGAGUCAUAACCAAUGCCAGCCAUUGCGCCAUCACAGUUUUUUUACUGUCAUCUUGCUUUUGUAAUCUUUGGUAUUAAAACAGUUAGUGUAUUACUGAACACAUGUAUUGUAGGUAAAGAAUUUAAGACGGCAAAAAAACCCAUAAUACAUAGUAAAAGUGCUUCUAAGAUCCUAAACGAUACAUGUUAAAAUCAUAGUCAAAAUUAUAUGGGCAUAUACAUGAGAUUUUUAUGACAGUAGAAUGUGAAAAAGCCCAAUAAACUUUGAACGUUUAAGUUUUCAAGGAGUUUCAGCAUAAAAAAGAUCAACCGACAUUGUUCCCAUCGUUAACUCAUAUGACUUGAUACAUAAAAUAUUAAACUGCUUGAACAAGGAAAAAUACAAAAUAAAAUGGGCUUUGUCUUGUU